Malus domestica (apple) is the source of this 1754-nucleotide messenger RNA. Lineage: Eukaryota; Viridiplantae; Streptophyta; Magnoliopsida; Rosales; Rosaceae. The record is from RefSeq and is a predicted model, not a curated record.
GUACUUUUUCCCCUUUUUUUGAGUUUUACUGCAUCCUGCAUGGAUUUGUCUUCGCAGGGGCAAACUAAUCUUCAAUUAAAGUCACGAAUCCUUCUUUCUUGCUAAAGAUUAUUUUUAAGAAUUUGGAUGAAACUUGGUUAGUGACAACCAUCGCCCAUUCCGUUAUGCUUUCUUCGCGUUCCAUUUCUAGGAAGAACACCAGGGGCUUUUGGAGACGACCACGACCCGUCGACUGACCUGGAGAUCUUUCUUUCUUGUUUCUGGUGCAAGGCUUUAGUGCAAUUCUUCUUCUUCUUCUUUCGUCAGCAACCUUUUUUUUCUUCUUCACUCGACGGCUGCGACGGUUUCUUUGUUGUUUUUCUUUUGGCUGGAAGCAUCAUUCUCUUUUUUUGGUGUGACUUUCUUCUAACUUUGUGCCAAAUUCUUCGAGUCGUAUUCCUCUGCUUUUGAUUUGAAGUUUCCCAAUGAGCUCUUAAAAUGGAGCAGCAUUCGAAUUUUCCAAAUGAGCUUCUAAAAUGAAGCAGUAUGCUAAAUCCUUUGAAAUGAGCUCCUAAAACGGAGCAGCAGCAACCGCCAAAUUCUUCUAACUAAGCUCCUAAAACGGAGCAGCAUGAGGGGUGGAUCCACAGUGGGGUCAAUGGGGUCACACGACCCCUUGGAAGCCAUGAAAAUAACCUUGGAGCUGCUGGUGCGACCUCUUGGAGCUGCACACCACGUGGUCGACGAAAUGUCUGAAAGAAGAAGAAAGAGUUCGCUUGCAGGUUAAAGAAGAAGGAGGCUGCUGGCGCGUUGAUAGCCUCCUCAAACUUUGAAAGAGAACUCGCAGCCUUCGGUCUUGACCAAGCAACAAGCAAAAUGCCGAAGCAGAUCCAUGAGAUCAAGGAUUUCCUUCUAACUGCAAAAAGGAAUGAUGCCCGCAAUGUCAAAAUCAAGAGGACCAAGGAUGCUGUCAAGUUCAAGGUUCGGUGCUCCAAGUACCUUUACACACUUUGUGUGUUUGAUUUCGAGAAGGCCGACAAGUUGAAGCAAUCUCUUCCUCCAGGUUUGAACGUUCAGGACCUUUGAACAAGGAUUUUGGAGUAGCUGGUUGCGCUAUCCUACCAAGACUCGAUGAAAUGACGAUAUGCAUGCCGUUUCUAUUAAAAAAAAAUUGCGCGCUGCGCGCUAUCCUUAUUGACCCCCUAACAUUAUUUCCUGGAUCCGCCACUACAGCAGUAACCAUUUUAACUUCGAACUGAGCUCCUAAAACAGGGCAGCAACAACUGUUUCAACUUCGGCAGCUCUCGUGGCUGUUGUUCUCACGGCGGAGGACUUUGUUUAUGACCUUUUUUUUUACGCCGUCGGUGAGAAAAAUGGAGCACGUUGUAACGCUAGGCUGGAGGACGGCAUGGCUGCUACGACCGUUGGUGUUGUUGAAGCGAUGGUGUUCGGCAAUCUCUUGCAGGAGAGCGGGAGAUUAGGAAAGGAUUUGGGCUAGCUUUCUUUAGAACCCCUACCUCUAUUUGUGCUUCAGGGAAUGGGAGAGAUUUGAAGAAGCACAAUGCUUCCCCUUUUUCUGCAAAGUGGAGAGGAACAACCAAGAAAAAUAACAGAAAAAAAAACAAAUGAUUUUAUACCUUUGAGUGCUUUGAAUGCUUGUUGCUUUCUUUGUUCCGUUUCUCUAUUUUUUUCUUCGUUGUCUUCUUCUCUCAAUGUCUCCUUGAACUUCCGCAACACUUCACUCCUUUGAUUUCUCUUUUAAUUUCUGCAGAAUC